AUGCUUUCCUCCUUACUCAACAAGGACCCAUCACCUCCGCGAGUCAUUCCACCUUCCCCCGCAGCAUCCCCCUCGGCGACUUCAAAUCGCGGUCCACCCUCGGUUCAUCGAUCACCCUUCAACUCUCUCUCACCAACAAAGCGGCCGCACUCCCCAUCAGACCAUGACCCAGGUCGGUCCAACCCGAACACGCCAUCGCGCAAUGCGAUCAGCAACCUCGUCAACGCAUCUGACGAAUCACCCCGCACUGGCUCGCGCAUCGCGUCACGCGCGGUGACUCCCUCCGCUGUCGACACGGUGGACGAACCCGACGCUGCGAUGGCGAUUGACGAACGGCUCGAGGACGACGGGGCCGGUUCUGGCGAGCCAAUCGAGGUGGAUGACGACGACGAUGAUGAUGACGACGAAGACGACGAUGAGGACGAUGACAGCGAGGAUGAUGAUGAUGACGACGACGAUGACGACGACGACGACAUUAUCGCGCUCGACGGCCCAGACGGAGCCGAUAUCAACCUCGGUGACGCCGUCAAGAAGGAGCCUGAUGACUCCACUGCCAACGGUCAAGCCAAGCCCGAUGGCGAGACCAAGGACGAGAAGCCGAAGAAGAAGAAGCGCAAGCGCUCGCCGUCCGAGGACCUUGCGCCGCCUCCGCCGCCCAUGCCGACUAUCCGCCUCGAGGUCCAGUUGCCAGAUGAAGGCAUGCUCGAGUGGAACUUUCUACAGGAGGCCGCAAAGGCCGGAUACGAGCUGCAGGACGCCAAUGGCGUACCGUAUGUCGUUGUCGAGGACAUGAUCGCCCAGGAGAACGGCGAGGGACCACCUGACGGUGCUCCCGAAGGCAUCGAGGGGGAGAACGGCGAAGGGCCGCGUCCUGACCCGUUCGGACCUUCUGGCUUUGGCGAUGAGGCCAGAGACGCCGAGGCUAUUGCUGCACGGCUCGAGGCCAAGUGGGCCAACUAUGGCAAGACGGGCAAGAAGAAGAAGCCGACCAAGUCAGGCCGCCGCGCGCCACGUGAGCUGUACGACUUGAACGACGAAUUUAUCGACGACUCGGACGUCUACAUCGACCUCCCGACGCACGUCGCGCGUCCGAAGAAGGAGGGAUUCUUUGUCCACCAGGGCCCGCUUGAGCUCUUGGAGGAAGAAGGCGGAGGACCGAAACGGCCCAAGCCUGUGCGCCGGGGAGUUAAGACUCCGCGAGAGGCGCGCCCAAGUCUCUCAGCCGCCCUCCGGGAGAAGUUCAAGCCCAAGAGCGACGCAAGGUCGAACAGACAGGAAGUCAUUGUCAUCGACGACGACGACGGCCCAUCUCAACCAAGGCCCGUUCGCUAUCGCGCGAUGUCCCCCUCACCUGAAGGAGGGGACCCUACCGAAGGACUCAUCGACCGCUCGCUAUUCAGGAAUGCUCCGAAAGAGGAGAAAUAUCUGCCUCCUUACGACUCCUUCCCAGGGGAAGUGGCGCACGAAUUGCGUCAGUUGCGCUACGCGAGCACAAUGCAAGACGGUUGGGAUCCCAACAACAAGGGCAAGUUCCCCGAGCAUCUCAAGGCGCUGCUUCAGCACGCUGGCGAGGCCGCAUUCCAUCACGACCUGCUCUGCGUCGUCGACAAGGAGCCGACCGACACGCGCUAUGAAGCGUUCAAGGAGAAGGCGUUCGUGUUGGCGCUCUGUGGGAUGUUGCCAUACAACAAGUUGACUCUUGGCAAACUCGUGCUCAAGUUGUGCUACCAUGAGUACUGGAAAUGGCUGCAGGCGUGUGAGGAGGAAGGCCUGAUGCAAUGGAAGGAGCUCCUUGAGCCGCAUCUUGACGAGAUGCAGGAUGACUGGGCGAGGCAACAGCGCGAGUACCAGGAGAAGCAGGAGCAGCAAGAGUUGAUCGACGACAUGGCCAGCGAUAAGAAGAACGAGCUCAAAAAGAUGCCCUACUUUGCACAGGACCAGGACCUCAAGGACAUCUUCCGCCAGCUCGUUGAGAACACGCAGGAGAUGGUCGAGAUCAACAAGAAGAUGGAAGAAUGGGGCCAGCCGAUUCAAGGCCAGUCCAGCGAGCUGAACAUGCGCAAGAUCCUGUACAACAAGAUCAUCAAGAUGUACCCGGGCGACUUUAUGACGUCGUUGCAUCUCUCGCGCCAGUUCACCAACUACAAGCGCUCUGGGCAGGGCGCGGCCGCUGCAGCUGCAUUGCGGAGGGGUGAGGAGCUGCCACCGCCGCCAGCAGCAGCACCACCGGCUGAGUAG
Cutaneotrichosporon cavernicola is the source of this 2238-nucleotide messenger RNA. RefSeq lists its product as uncharacterized. Bases 1 to 2238 code for a protein of 745 amino acids. Lineage: Eukaryota; Fungi; Basidiomycota; Tremellomycetes; Trichosporonales; Trichosporonaceae. The transcript has 8 exons. The record is from RefSeq and is a predicted model, not a curated record.